AUAAUAUUUUGUUGGAAUGUUCAUGUCGAUGUUCAACAAAAUACUACUCGGCUUUUUUUUCGUUUGUUUUGUCUGUCGAAAAAAUGAAAACAUUUUUUUAAAAUAUUUUGAUUUUUUUUUUGUUGUAUCCAAUUAUGGCUUUUUUCUGUCCAGUUAGGAUACGAAGAAACAAAAAGAAACAUGGUCAUCAUGAAUCGGAUUUAUUAUCCGGUACACGACAUCAUCUGCAAUCACUACCACCAAUGGGUAGAAUUACCGGUAGUGCUUCGAUCGAAACAUUAGUUCGUGUCGGUAUUGAAAAAGAGAAUGGUUUAUCACCAAAUUCAAAAAUGAUUGUUUUACAUGAUUUUACACCAUGUGUUGAUGAUGAAUUGGAAGUAAAACGUGGCCAAAUUAUCAAUGUUCUUUAUCAAGAAAAUGAUUGGGUAUAUGUUAUUGCAACCGAUCAACGUGAUCAAAAUGGACAACCAACUGAAGGAUUUAUACCGGCAUCAUAUUGUGCUCCAUUAAUUGAAACAAAUAUCGAUAAUUUAUUAAUGAAUUUUAAGAAAAAAAUGCCAAGAAGUGAACCAAAUUCUUUGGUUGAUUGUAAUUUCAAUGAAAUCAAUACAAUCGAUACAAAUUCCAACUUAUUAAAUAAUAAUAAAGAUAACAAUAAUGAUCAAAAUCAUCAUAUUAAUUUUAUUGGCAAUGGAAAUUAUUGCAAUCAAAUAAUUCAAACAAACACUUUACAUUCGAAUGAUCAACAACAUUUUAUGACAUUAAAUUAUCAUAAUUCUAAUAAUAGUAAUCAUCCGAAUCGUUAUUCGCCAACUCAAUCACAUCAUUCAUUCCCGGGAAUAGAAUCAGUUUCACAACAACAAAACAACAGUAUUAUGAAUUUAGAUCUUGUUAUGGCAGCAACAACAGCAACAACAACAAAUACACCAAGUACAAAUCAAACAGGUCCAUUAGCCAUAUCAUCGAUGAUAUCAGCCGAAUCAAAUAGUUCACAAAAAAUCAAUUUAAAAUAUAAUUCAAAUGUUAGUAGUAGUAAUCAUAAUGAACAUUUUGAUACAUUUACAAAUGAAAAACUAAUCAAUCAUCAUCAUCAUCAUCAGCCAAAUCAAAAUCCAAAUCCAAAAUCUCUAUAUCUAACAUUGUCAAAUUUAUCAACAGAAAACAAAUCGGCGACAAAUGAUAAUAAUAAUUGUGAAAUUCAACCAUUUUUUAAAGAUCAAUCUGGUCGUUAUGUAAUGCUUUAUACAUUUGUUGCAAGAGAUGAAAAUGAUAUUAGUGUGGAACGUGGUGAAAUUAUUACCGUAUUAAAUAAAGAUGAUCAGGAUUGGUUUUGGAUAAUGCGUUCAGAUGCACAAGAAGGAUUUGUACCGGUUUCUUUUACAUAUCCAAUUGAUUUAUUAUUAAAUGCUCAUCAUGUUCAUCAACAUCAUCAUCAUGGUCAAUCAAAUGUUAUUGGUGGUGGUCAAAUACAGCCGAAUACAAAUAUGGCAAACAUAUCUUAUACAUAUCAUUCAUGAAAUGUCAUUCAUUAUCUGAUAUAUUUGAAAACAAAAAAAAAAUCAAAUUUAUUGUGUAUAAAAAUAAAAAUUUUAAAUUUUUAAAUCAGUUUAAAAUUUUCAAAACAAUACAUUUUAUAAAAGAAUAAAUGAAUGAUUAGACAGAAAUACUUCCUUCACGGAAUUUACUUUUUGCAAUUUUUG
Messenger RNA from Dermatophagoides pteronyssinus (European house dust mite), 1700 nucleotides. Its product is annotated as SH3 domain-containing protein Dlish-like. The record is from RefSeq and is a predicted model, not a curated record. NCBI's taxonomy places the organism in Eukaryota, Metazoa, Arthropoda, Arachnida, Sarcoptiformes, Pyroglyphidae. Gene Ontology annotation, molecular function: protein binding.